Messenger RNA from Kwoniella shivajii, 1950 nucleotides. RefSeq lists its product as uncharacterized. NCBI's taxonomy places the organism in Eukaryota, Fungi, Basidiomycota, Tremellomycetes, Tremellales, Cryptococcaceae. The record is from RefSeq and is a predicted model, not a curated record. The transcript is spliced from 8 exons. Bases 1 to 1950 code for a protein of 649 amino acids.
AUGCCACCUAGAACAUCGAGAUCACCGUAUGGAACAUCACCAAAGCAAAAAUGGUCAAAACAAUUGCCGACAUCUUCAUCAUCCGGAUUCCCCCUCUCCACAUCAAGCAUGUUAUCGCAGAAUGUACCUCGACCCAUACGAAGACCUAAGAAGAUAUUAUACCUCAUGGUCAUAUUCUUCUUGUUAUAUUGGUUCGGCAUACGGCAUGGAUUAGGCAUAGAGAGGAUACCACCGCCCCCAUUAGGAUUUGCUGUUCCUGGAGGGAGGAGAGGAAGGAGAUCAUCAUUGUUUUGGGGUAAUAGAGGUACAGCAACCAUAUUACCUCCUCCACAAGGUAUAAAAACUGAACAUCCAAUAUAUGAAUUAAUGGAAAAAGCAGAAACGAAAUGGAACACUUUAUUGAAUUCACAAUCCAAAACAUUGAAUCAAGCCGUCAAUGAAUAUAAGAAAAGAUAUAAAAUGUCACCUCCUGUAGGAUUCGAUAUUUGGUUUGAUUUUUGUCAAAGACAUAAUAUCAAAAUCGUUGAUGAUUACGAUCAAUUAAUGAGAGAUUUAUUACCUCAUCAUGCGUUGAAUCCUUCAACUUUCAUAGCAAGAAGUAAAGCGUUGGAAGGUACAGGUUUCACAUAUACUUUGGAUAUAAGUAAACAAGCUGUAACUCUCUCAGGUGAAAGAUCAAUUGCAGCUAGACCAAAACAUCUACAACGUUUAAUAGGUGGCUUCAUGAAUGAUUUACCCGAAGGUUUCUACUUGAGGAUAACAGGAAGUGAUCACGAUACUGGAAGUGUGGUGUUGGGUAAAGACCAAAGAGAAAGAGCUAUGCAAUUGGUGAGGGAGGAUAAGCACUUCGACGAGGCAGAGCUCAAAGCACUGGAAGAUCCAAAUAGAACUCCAGCCUGGGGCUGGUUUAAAGCGUGCCCUCUCGACUCUCCUGCCAACAUUCGACCUGGAGCCGAGAAUGCUACAGAGGAUGUACUUCCCAAAUCCUUCAUUUUCGAUCAUUUACCUACAAUGGAUUUUUGUGAAUAUCCCGAAUUAAAACGAUUACAUGGAGCCAUGGCAUUAGAUUAUUCCUAUCGAUCACCAUCAAUACUGAAACCUAUAUUAGUGUUAUCCAAAUUUCCCGGAGAUGCAAGUUUUCAAACCACACCAAUGGAAGCUUAUGUCAACAUCACAACGGAGGAUGUACCUUUCUUAGGGACAUGGGAAGAGAAAACUGAUAAUAGGUUAUUCUGGAGAGGUUCAACAACAGGUGGCUAUGGGGGACAAAGAGAUUGGAAAGAAUCACAUAGGAUGAGAUUACAUUUGAUGGUAAACGGUCCGAAAGGUGGCGAUACUUGGUGGAAUCAACAAUUAAGGGAAAUAAUAGUUCCAGAUGGUGAAGGUGGUUAUAAAACUGUUAGAAGAUGGGAAAGAGUUUUAAGUAAAGCUUAUGCCGAUGUUAAAUUAUCGGGUCAACCUGUUCAAUGCCCUAACGCUGAAGUCUGCCAACAAGUCUCCAACACCAUUGAAUUCGGUGAUAAAGUAUGGCCAGACCAAGCUGCCGCAUUCAAAUAUAAUCUAGACGUAGAUGGUAACGGUUGGUCAUCACGUUUUCAUCGAUUACUGAGUUCUGGAAGUCCUGUAAUCAAAUUUACAAUGUUCCCAGAAUGGCAUAUGGAGUGGUUGACUCCAUGGUAUCAUUACAUCCCCCUUAAACCGGAUUAUUCGGAUUUAUACGAUAUAAUGGCUUUCUUUGUUGGUCCAGUCGAUGAAGCUGGUAACAUAGAUACGACGAAGGGACAUGAUUAUCUUGCCCAAAAAAUAGGAGAAGCAGGGCAGAAAUUCGCGUUGGAACAUUGGUCAUGGGUCGAUAUGCAAGCUUAUACCUUCAGGUUGUUAUUAGAAUUACAAAGAUUACAUUCGUUAGAUAGAGAAAUGAUGACUUACAAAGAACCCGAGGCUAUGUAA